Molecule: messenger RNA, 2920 nt
Organism: Thunnus maccoyii (southern bluefin tuna)
Lineage: Eukaryota; Metazoa; Chordata; Actinopteri; Scombriformes; Scombridae
Gene: tnk1
Product: tyrosine kinase, non-receptor, 1
Exons: 14
Coding region: 303-2585 (760 amino acids)
Biological process (GO): protein phosphorylation
Molecular function (GO): ATP binding; protein binding; protein tyrosine kinase activity
Source: RefSeq, a predicted model, not a curated record
UGUAAGUGGGCGGAGAAACGAGCCGAAAACACACAGGUAGGCAAGAAAAUGCGCUUGCUGCGGACUCACAAAGACAUGAAACUAAUAAAUUAACUAUAAACCGAGAAAUAACCUGCGUCUAUCAUAUCUAAAGGAAGUUUAGGACUCAGAGCAGAGUUGUGAUUUGUGGGGAAGCCGUCCGUCGACGUUGCUGGAGGUUUUAGUGCCAACAUGGAUCAUUUGUCUCGGGGUGUGUGUGGUUAAGAAAGAGCUGUCAGACACCGGAGCCUCAUUCUGAUUAACGGCAGGUCCAUCACUGGGUCAUGGUGAUGGACCAGGACACUCAGUGGCUGUACCAACUCCUGGCCGAGGUCCAGUUGGAGAAGUUCUACCUGCGUGUCAGAGAUGGCCUCAACAUCACCCGCAUCGAGCACUUCGCCUACGUCAAGGAGGCCGACCUGGAGCAGAUAGGCAUCAGCAAACCCGCACAAAGAAGAUUAUGGGACGCUCUGAAACGCUACAAGACAACUUCACGACCACGCUCAUGGAUUCCCAAGGUGUUAAGCGGACGAGGUCCAGAUGGGGGCGAGCAGUGGAGCGGAGGCAAUCCGGCUCAGAGCCAGGAUGGCAGCAGCCGGGCUCUCCCUUGUCUGAUCCAAGACAACGAGCUGGUUCUGGGAGAGAAACUUGGCUCUGGUUCCUUUGGGGUGGUGAGGAGGGGAGAGUGGCACACACCCACGGGGAGAGUGCUGCCCGUAGCAGUCAAAUCACUAAGGAGCAGCAUGUCCAGGCAAACGGACACACUUACAGACUUUCUCCAAGAAGUGACUACCAUGCAGUCUUUAGACCACCCAAACAUCAUACGACUAUAUGGUGUGGUGCUCACACAGCCCCUCAAGAUGGUAACAGAGCUGGCCCCCAUGGGCUCACUAUAUGACAUCUUGCGCUCACGUCAGUAUGAGUACCCUCUGGUGCGCCUCUGGCUCUUUGCUACUCAGAUCAUAGCAGGUAUGGAGUACCUGGAGACCAGGCGAUACAUCCAUAGGGACCUGGCUGCGAGAAAUGUACUGCUGGCUUCCAGAGAGAUGGUCAAGAUUGGGGACUUUGGCCUGAUGAGGGGACUGACCCAAGAGGCCGAUCACUACGUCAUGUCAGCACACAGAAGGAUCCCGUUCGCAUGGUGUGCUCCAGAGAGUCUGCGUGUCGGCUCCUUCUCCCAUUCCUCAGAUGUGUGGAUGUUUGGUGUCACCUUGUGGGAGAUGUUCACUUACUGCGAGGAGCCCUGGUUCGGCCUGUCAGGCAGACAGAUUCUGUGGCGUGUUGAAAGGGAGGGCGAACGCUUAGAAAAGCCGCCAGAUUGCCCUCAAGAGCUGUAUGUUGUCAUGAGGAAGUGCUGGGCCUGCAACCCCGUUGACAGACCCAGCUUUGCCCAGCUCACCACAAUGGUGGCAGAGGCUAAACCAAUGGAGGUGCAAGCAACAAGAGACUUUGCUGAACCCAGAAAACUUGCACUUUUGGCCAACGACCUUGUGACCGUCAUCGACCACGGCCUGGAGCUGUGUGAGUGGAGGGGCCAGAACCAGCGGACUCUAUCAGUCGGCUUGUUUCCUGCGAGCCUCACUGCACCGUCACUCCCCGCUGCUGCUGCCGUUGCCACGUCCAGCAACCCAGGGCCCAACCCCACUUCUAGCUCCACUCACAUCUCAGCGCCCAUGAAGGGCAGCCUGCAACACACCGGGCACGGAGACAUCAACCCUGAUCGCUGCUGGGGAUCACCUGAGAACCUGGAUGAUGGCAGCUGGAGGGCGGGCUCCUCCAGGGAGAAGGAGGGCUCCAAUCUGCAAAAAAUGGCAGGUAUGUCUCGGAGCCUGGAGUCGGUCUUGAGUGGACACCGGCCCCGGUCUCAUACAGUCGGGGGGGGCAAAGUGGAUCAGCAGGGCAGAGUCAUGCCCCCAGGGAUGGUAGCCCGCAGUGUGGUGAUGCAGCAGGACCCGCGUCGCUUCAGCGAGGCCAGUAUCGUCCCUCCUCCCCGACCGCCGCCCCCCAACCUGAAACACUUGAAAGCUCAGAGGAAGCCUACGAUCUACCCGGUCCCAGGCACCUCCUGGCCUUCUCAGUUGGUCCUCUCCCCUCCGUCGCAACAACUUCAACCUCAACCCCAACAGCAGCCUCAACAGUGUGUCGGAGGCACCAACCUGGCUAAAAUGGCCCACGUGGCGCGGUCGACCCCACAGUUGGACGAGCAACCAAUCGUCAGAGGGAGGGAACGAAUCAGAGAUCGAGACCGAGAGAAGUCACCUCAUGUGCCGAACACGAGAGAAAGUCUCAUCUCGCAGGUAAUGGAGGCGGUACAUGGAGUGACUAUCGAAGAGGUUCGUGCUGCGCUUCAACGUAAUGACUGGAACCCACUGCGAGCCGAGCAACAGCUUAAGUUGGACCAGCUCUACUCGCUGAGCCUCUGCUCCAAAGAGGACUGCCUGAGGGUCCUGUCCAAGUACCAGUGGAACCUGCAGUCAGCCAGCCGUUACCUGAUCCAAUGGUCACUGGACGACAGACCAGGCCAAGGGAGGGAUCGACCUCAGAUUAGCGCAGAGAGACGAGUGUGAAAGGAUUUCUUUUGGGGCUGAUACUCUCUUUCCUAAUAUCUGGAUGUUUGAGACUUGAUUCACGCUGACACACUCUGACACUGGAAGCUGCCCACAACAACACGUGGGAGAUAAAAAAAAUAGGAAAAUGAAGAUAGAAGAAUGUAAAAAGACACAUAUUUCGAAACGAAGGAAUUAAGAAAAAGACGAAACUGUUUCUGAGUACUGUUUUUAUAUUUUUAAUGAUAUUACUCUUCACAUUAUGUGUUUGUUUUGUGCAAAUGUUUUUGUAUCUUAAUGAUUUUGUACAUAUUAGUAAUGAUUGUUAUGUUGAAUAAAUUGAUGAUCAUACGUGA